Molecule: messenger RNA, 1943 nt
Organism: Medicago truncatula (barrel medic)
Lineage: Eukaryota; Viridiplantae; Streptophyta; Magnoliopsida; Fabales; Fabaceae
Product: phosphatidate cytidylyltransferase 1
Exons: 13
Coding region: 266-1546 (426 amino acids)
Cellular component (GO): endoplasmic reticulum membrane
Molecular function (GO): phosphatidate cytidylyltransferase activity
Source: RefSeq, a predicted model, not a curated record
CUUUGCAAUCUCUCUCUUCUUCUUCCAACCAAAAACCCUUUCCUUCAUUAUCAAUCAUCUCCUCUUUCAAAAUAGUUCUUCUCUCCACAUAACAGCAAGUUUGCAAGAUUUGAAAGCAAUUUUGAAACAAGGAAGUAGAGUUCGCAUUUCAUUCCCAACACCCGUCUUCUUCCGCCGCCAACCGCUCUCGCAGCUCCACUUCCAGUUCACUCGGGUUAUAUAUUCAUUUUUUUACAUUGAUUUGGUGAAAUUUGAUUCAAGAGCUAUGCAAAAGGAUACUAGUCCUACUUCUACUUCUUCCUCAGGAGGAGGACGAAUUAGGCACCGAAAACGUUCUAAUGAGGUUAUUCCAGAAGUUAGUAAAGCGAACGGCAGCGGCCAAUUACUUGUUAAUGACAAAAGCAAAUACAAGUCCAUGUUAAUUCGUGCGUAUUCGUCCGUUUGGAUGAUUGGGAGCUUUGUGUUGAUCAUCUAUAUGGGUCACCUCUACAUUACUGCGAUGAUUGUUGUUAUCCAAAUCUUUAUGGCAAGAGAAUUGUUCAAUCUACUCCGUCGAGCUCAUGAAGAUAAGCAGCUUCCUGGAUUUAGGCUAUUGAAUUGGCACUUUUUCUUCACUGCAAUGCUAUUUGUUUAUGGACGUAUUCUGAGUCAACGUCUGGUUAACACGGUAAAUUCAGACAAGGUUUUAUAUCGGCUUGUGAGCAGUCUUAUAAAGUAUCAUAUGGUUGUCUGCUACUCCCUGUACAUUACAGGAUUUAUAUGGUUCAUUCUCACAUUGAAGAAGAAGAUGUACAAGUACCAAUUUGGACAGUAUGCUUGGACACACAUGAUUCUAAUCGUUGUAUUUGGGCAGUCCUCUUUCACCGUGCCAAGCAUUUUUGAAGGGAUUUUCUGGUUUCUUCUUCCAGCAACGCUUAUUGUCAUUAAUGACAUUGCUGCUUAUAUCUUUGGUUUCUUCUUUGGAAAAACCCCAUUGAUUAAACUAUCUCCAAAGAAAACUUGGGAGGGUUUUAUUGGGGCAUCUGUUACAACCAUCAUAUCUGCAUUCAUGCUUGCUAACAUCAUGGGUCGUUCUCAGUGGCUGACAUGUCCAAGAAAGGAUUUGUCAACUGGUUGGCUUGACUGUGAUCCUGGUUUUCUGUUUAAGCCAGAAUCUUACUCAUUGUUGGGAUGGACUCCUCACUGGUUUCCUUGGAAAGAGAUAUCGAUCCUACCAGUUCAAUGGCAUGCUUUAUGUCUUGGCUUGUUUGCUUCAAUUAUUGCACCUUUCGGAGGUUUCUUUGCAAGUGGUUUCAAAAGGGCUUUUAAGAUAAAGGAUUUUGGCGAUAGUAUUCCAGGACACGGUGGACUUACCGACAGAAUGGACUGCCAGAUGGUUAUGGCAGUAUUUGCAUAUAUAUACCAUCAGUCAUUUGUUGUGCCGCAAAGUUUAUCGGUUGAAAUGAUUUUGGACCAGAUAUUGAUGAGCCUGUCAUUCGAGGAACAAGAAGCUCUGUAUAGGAGGCUUGGAGAAGUGUUGCAACAAGGAAUUCAAAGGAUGUAUUAGAUCCGUUGCAAGGUGUAUUUGUCCUUUCUCCUUCUAUUUGAUUCCUUCAUUUACAAGGGUUAGGGUAAAGGAUACUUUGUAAAUGUAGGUUUUGAGUGAAACGAAUCAAAGACUUGGAACCUGUCAAGAUGUGUACAGCGUGUAUCUUGACAGUUAAAAUAUCCCAUUCUGUUUCUCUCACUACUGUUCUUGAAUUUUUUAUUGACGGCUUUACUUGAACAGCCAUUGGUCACUCAAUAUCUUGGAAUAUUCAAAUAGCCAAUGGCAGCUCAAGAAGAACGCCUGUAUUGUUUUUCAGUUCCUUGAGGGGAGUAUUAACAUUUUUCAAUUAACUGUAAUUUGAAUGUAGUUGGAUAACAUAUUCUACCGCAAUAAACAAUAAAUCUUGUUCUAGUUA